Molecule: messenger RNA, 1541 nt
Organism: Seminavis robusta
Lineage: Eukaryota; Bacillariophyta; Bacillariophyceae; Naviculales; Naviculaceae
Source: the annotation of a GenBank genome assembly
CAUGCGCAGGCAUCUUCAACUAUUCACAAAAGUAGCUAGCUAGAAACCGAGGAGAGUUGGGAAAGCCUUCGUUUGACAAAAUGCACUACGAGAGCGAGCUACGGGUACGUUCGACGCACCGCCAGCCAGAGCUACAUUGCAUCCGACGAAACCAGCAAACUUCUUUGCAGUGGGGCUUGUAUUUGAAUGGCAUCGUUCGGUACGGUGCGUAUUCGUAGCUAGCUAGCAAAACGCUCUGUGGUUGCAAUUGUUUGAGAACAGACAGACAAAGUAUAGAAUGGUUGUACGGUAGUUUGGAGCGCUCCGACUGUCACUCGACUUCACUCCACUUCCGGUGACCGAAAAGCAAGGCCCGCUUUCGAGGUUCGAGGCGCCGAGAACAGCGAAAGCAAGCGCUCUCGUCUCGUCCCUUUAACCCUUAGGGUUCGAGCUAUUGACCACCGGCGCCCCUCCCAACAUUCGAAGUCCAUGCAACAGCAACAGCACACAGACUUCAUUGCUUGUUGUGUUGUACAAGUCCUAUAAUACUUGUACUGUACAAGAGCUAGCCAGCUAGUAGAGCAAGAAAAGUCAGUUCCUUUGAAACAAUACUAUAGUAGUGCUAUUGAAGAUGAGUGCCCCAGGAGGAGGAAGCAUCUCGGCCGAACAGCUCAAGGCGCGAUACGUGGGGACAGGACACGCUGAUAUGAGCAAGCAUGAAUUCCUGACGAACCAGCACCGCGAUACGUAUGCAAGUCACAUUGGUCACUACGAUCAACUGUUCUACUAUUCAGUGGCUCAAAACCAGGCCGUGGGACGAGUGAGAUUGGAGUUUUUGGAGAAAAUGGUGCAACCAUGUGGACCACCGCCCAAGCGAACAGAAGUGGAGAGACUGCUUGAAAAGUAAAUAGAAAGAUGGAAAAGAAUGACAAGAUAGAUGUUGAAGGAGUGACCGGUGACAAUGAUAACCUGAGCCUGUUUGUUUCGGGUGUGAGAGAGACCACCACACCCCAUUCUCUGGGGGGAAAUGGAAGAGGAUGCCACCAGUUUCUGUUCGAAUGAUUCGAUUCAAUCUACACAUCAAGUACUGUACGUACAACUUUGGCUAGCUAUCGAUAGAACCCCAGCCUUUGAAUUUGGGACUACGGUACCGUAUCUCUACUAGACGAGUGAGACCGGCAAUAGCUCGUAAAUAGAUACGCGGGAACGAAUGGAAACGAAUGGAAACGAAUGGAAACAUCGAGCACAAAGCAGAAGACGAGCUGUUUUGGAAGCAAUAGUACCUGCCGCACUGUGCAGUGCAUGUAGCUGGUAUCGUCGUAUCGUAUCGGUAUCGUACGUGUUGUGGCCAAGGCAUGCUUGACAAAGCCAAAGUGCAAUUUGCAGAGUUGUGGGAAUGAGCAUUUUGACCUCAUAGCAUUGGUACUGUACUAGUACGUUUCCCCCGGUUCCUACGAACCCAUGCUUACAGGCAACACAUCACGGACGGAAAAAGGAAUCUAGUACGUAGCUUUGUAUUUUCUAGUGCCUGUAAACGAAAUUAGCAUUUUUAUAGUGUGUAU